CUCUCUCUCUCUCUCUCUCUCUCUCUCUCUCUCUUUGCGUUCAGUGUUAGAGCAUCAGCCACAAUAAGCAUGGUGUAGGUGGACCACACAGCAGACAAAAACGUGAAUCUAUAUCGGGACUGGCCCAGCUGUCAGCAGAAUCUGAACAGGUGGUUCCUUCAGUGGCUCAGCGGGACGCGUCAGGGCACAGAGACCCUCAGCAGCUUGUGGCGCUCACUAAUCCCCUCUCUGACGACAGCGCAUUACCCAGCGCACGUAAAACCAGGAGAGCGGCAGGUUUGGGUUGGGGAAACCUCCUCACUCGUCGGGAUUUUACUCCUCAGAGUGGAUUCGGUCGCGAGGACCGUUUUGUGAAGCUUGUAGCUUUUUGUUCUUGCUGCCGGCCUGACAGAGUUUGGAUAUUAUGACUCUCUGCUGGAUUUGAUCGUUUCUUCGGAGAGUCUCAAGUGCCAAGACUGAGACUGAGAACACAGCAUGCUGCCAGAAAUAAAUAAGGCAACACGACCAGAGGCCUUCCCUCACCCUCACAGACUCCCAGCAGAAGGCAGCCGUAUUGGAACAAACCGCUCCUGUUCACAGAAGUUUGUCUCUGGUGUGGGGACCCUGCCUCAGCUCGAGCCACCGGUGGUCCAGGUGGUGGUCAGCAACGCCAAAAACCAGCACCAGCAGUCCGACAACAUCCUGCCCCAAAUCGCCAACAAAGGGAGUCAACACAACUAUCAGACAAACACAGUUGAGAGGCCAAAGCAAACGCAGCCGUUCAACAUGCGGUUUGGCACAGCRAUGGAUAAAGUGCCGGUUUCUCGCAACAGCAAGAAUUUCAGCACCAAGGUGGAGACGGAGAAGGCGUACGAGGGUCAAAGGUUACCCAUGUCACCCACAGAGGCAAUAAACAAUUUUAAAGAGCGCAUGACAGAUUUCGAGCAAGAAGAAAUCAACGAUUACGCAGAGGUCUGGUUCUUGGGUCUGGGCUCCCAGAAAAUCGAGGGUUCCCAAGGUUCUGCGCAGAACAACGGAUAUGAUGACGAGCACGGGAGCUAYGUCCGGGUGCUGCACGAUCAUGUUGCAUACAGAUUUGAAGUUCUUGAGGUGAUCGGGAAAGGCUCCUUUGGGCAGGUCCUAAAAUGCCUGGACCACAAGACCAACGAACUUGUAGCCAUAAAGAUGAUUCGCAAUAAGAAAAGGUUUCACCACCAGGCUUUGGUUGAGCUGAAGAUCCUGGAAGUGAUAAAGAAGAAAGACAAAGACAAUCUACACAACGUCAUUCACAUGAAGGAGUACUUUUACUUCCGCAACCACCUUUGCAUCUCCUUCGAGCUCCUGGGGGUUAACUUGUACGAGCUCAUCAAGAAGAACAACUUCCAGGGCUUCAGUCUGGCUCUGAUUCGUCGCUUCGCCCACGCGCUUCUCAGGUGUCUGCAGAUGCUGCACAGGGAGAAGAUCAUCCACUGCGAUCUCAAGCCGGAGAACAUUCUUCUCUCUCAGCGUGGGCCCGGGAACAUCAAGGUGGUUGAUUUUGGAUCAAGCUGCUACGAACAACAGAGGGUGUACACCUACAUCCAGAGUCGCUUCUAUCGCUCCCCUGAGGUCAUACUGGGCCACCCUUACAGCAUGGCCAUCGACAUGUGGAGUCUGGGCUGCAUUCUCGCUGAGCUCUACACCGGCUAUCCUCUCUUUCCAGGAGAGAGUGAAGUGGAGCAGAUGGCGUGCAUCAUGGAGGUUCUUGGAAUGCCUCCAAACGAUUUUGUUCAGUCAGCAUCAAGGAGGAAGUUGUUCUUUGACUCCAAAGGAAACCCAAGGAACAUCACUAACAGCAAAGGGAAGAAGCGGAAACCCAACUCCAUAGAGCUGUCAGCUGCACUGAAAACUAACGAUCCUUUGUUCUUAGAUUUUAUCCAACGAUGCCUCGAUUGGGAUCCAGCUAAACGCCUGAACCCUGAUGAGGGAUUACAGCACCAGUGGAUUCUGGAAGGAAAUUUCAACAAAGUCCGAUCCAGAACCACGCCUACAGUCAAGAAAACCACAGACAGUUCCACCAACACAGACAAACAAGCUAACAGUAAGCUUGCAGAGAAAACCAGCUCAGAAAACAGCGGUAAGGACAAACUUACGAGGGACAGUUCAUCAACUGGAACAAAGAUGGUUUCUGUCGAGCGUCUACGGCCAAUCGGGGCCUCGGCGGAGGAGGAGGUCUGCGAGGAUGAAGUCAUAAAUACACAGCAGCAAGAAGGCAGUGGAGAGAGGCCCAUUCACAUCAUCAUCAAGCCUCAAGAGGAAAUGAGCAAAGAGAGGAAAGACAGCCAGGAGCCUCCUCAGUGGUAGCAACUGAACCACCGGAGGAAAUCUUGUUGCAUUCAUGAAGCAUGGGAAAAAUGAGAGACAGAAAGCUGUGUUUGUUUGGCUCUGGACUGUCGUUAAAAGAAUAAAGAGCUUUAAAACGGCCGUAUGUGAUGUUGGAGAGAAGAGGUUGAACGUGAGUGUCAUGGUUUGAUUUACUGAUUUAAAAACAUCGAUAAACAGAAGAUCAACUGAUCAUCAGCAAAGAGGGACAUACUCUGUUUAUUAGUUAGAGUACACAGUUACAGUAUAUUGUUCUUUGUUUAGUGAAACAAUUUUUUAGACAGUGUAAUCAUUUAUUGGUUGUAUUUUUAAUGGAGUUGCGAUGCGAGUUUUUUUGCAAGAAUUCGAUCAUAUUCAGUCACAUUUGAGACACGAACAAUCUGCCACAUAAAAAACAGCUGUUUUCUGCAUUACUGAAUCCAGUCUUUGCUGUGCAUUGAAAAACUUAAGUUUAACUCAUAAAAACAUAGCUAAAUAAAAAUAAGCCUGUUUA
Molecule: messenger RNA, 2833 nt
Organism: Austrofundulus limnaeus
Lineage: Eukaryota; Metazoa; Chordata; Actinopteri; Cyprinodontiformes; Rivulidae
Gene: dyrk4
Product: dual-specificity tyrosine-(Y)-phosphorylation regulated kinase 4
Exons: 14
Coding region: 475-2322 (615 amino acids)
Biological process (GO): peptidyl-threonine phosphorylation; peptidyl-serine phosphorylation
Cellular component (GO): cytoskeleton; nucleus; cytoplasm
Molecular function (GO): protein serine/threonine kinase activity; ATP binding; protein serine/threonine/tyrosine kinase activity
Source: RefSeq, a predicted model, not a curated record